AUGUACGAAGUGAAAGAUAAGGUUUUCUUGGUGACUGGCGCGGCUAGCGGAAUCGGCGCCGUAGUAGUGAGAUCGCUUUUGGAAAAUGGAGCAAAGCGCAGGACGGCCUCCCACAAGCAUAUAGCAGCGUUAGAUAUUGAUGAGCCUCAAGGGACGGCUUUGGAAAAGGAAUUGAGUAAAAAACAUGGACAAAAUAGAAUAAGAUUCAUUGAAUGCGACAUCACGGUUCAGCUACAUAAUGCCGUGGACACCGCAAUACAAGAAUUUGGAUAUAUAGAUGUUGUUAUAAAUAACGCAGGAAUUAUGAGUGACAGUCCGGAUGUGUAUCUUAAAGAAAUAGCCGUCAAUGUGACCGCUUUGAUAACGAGUUCCCUCAAGGCAUACGAAUGGAUGCGACAAGAUCGUGGUGGAAAAGGUGGUACGAUAAUAAACAUUUCCUCGAUUGUCGGACUGAUGCAGUCACCGCUAUUACCGAUUUAUAGCGCAACAAAGAGCGCCGUCCUACAAUUCAGCAAUUGCCUUGGCAUGGAGCCGAACUAUGCACUGUCUGGAGUUCGCGUAUUAACAAUUUGCUUCGGCUGUACUGAGACGCCCUUGUUAGAUGAUCAAAAGUUGGGUGGAUUCACUAAGGAAAUCAAAGAGAAAAUACAAAUUGGUAUCAAAAAGCUGCCUCAGCAAAGUGCGCAAUCGGCCGCGGAUGGCUUGCUUGCGGCAUAUAGAAACGGCGGCAGCGGAAGCACUUGGCUGGUGACCUCUAACAGACAGGCGGAGGAAAUCACGCAAAACGUAAAAGACGCUUACAAAAUUCUCAGUCAAGGAGUGCUCGAU
Iphiclides podalirius (scarce swallowtail) is the source of this 828-nucleotide messenger RNA. The record is from the annotation of a GenBank genome assembly. NCBI's taxonomy places the organism in Eukaryota, Metazoa, Arthropoda, Insecta, Lepidoptera, Papilionidae.